AUGCCGGUUCGCAACGGUAAACUGCUUGUCCAGGACCCCGGAUGCGCCAUGCUUGCAAAGGGUGGGCGGAAGUGUCGUGCCACCUUCCGCGGUGGGGUCCAAGGGACCGUCGACCCGCCAAAGGAUCCCCCCGAUUGA
Messenger RNA from Penicillium oxalicum, 138 nucleotides. RefSeq lists its product as uncharacterized. NCBI's taxonomy places the organism in Eukaryota, Fungi, Ascomycota, Eurotiomycetes, Eurotiales, Aspergillaceae. The transcript has a single exon. The record is from RefSeq and is a predicted model, not a curated record. Bases 1 to 138 code for a protein of 45 amino acids.